This is a messenger RNA of Seminavis robusta, 1251 nucleotides long. The record is from the annotation of a GenBank genome assembly. NCBI's taxonomy places the organism in Eukaryota, Bacillariophyta, Bacillariophyceae, Naviculales, Naviculaceae.
AUGGGUGCAGCAAAACAUCAUAGAGCUGCGGAAAAGCAACCCUGCUGGGCUGACCUGGUGCACGAGUUUGGGGCGCUCUCCCUCCACUACGGCAUGCCUCAAGCCCCUUCGAGUGGAACAACGACCGCCCUCGAAAUCACGUCUGUCACGCCCGAUGAAAGCUUCUGGCCGAGCGUGGCUCAUAUCGUACGGAGAAUCACAACUGACUGCCACGCAUCUGUACAAGAGAACAAGUAUCCCGACUUGGUGAUAUCCAAUGGCGACAUGCCCGGCAUGAUCCGAGCCAAGCUGGGGGGCAUCCCCAGUGCGUCGAUUGCGCACGGACAGCUCUUUCGUGUCGCCGAAAAGCCCGACUUUGUGACGGAGGAUGACCACCUCGACAAGGCGUGGGAUCGCGAAGACUUCAAGAACUUUGCCGCGAGCUUCUUUGCCCAGUGGACCAUUGCGACCCACUUUUGUUACCUCCAGUCCAAAAUGCCCCGUGGGUCCGUCGUUCAGACGCCCCUGCGGCAAGAAGUCAUCACCAUGGCCAGUGCCCGACAACUCGCACCCGCUUCCUUCAAUAAGAUACCCCGUGGCGAUGAAGUAGAGAAGCUCUUGAUUGAAGAGUACCCUCUAAUAUCCCGCCGUCGGCUAGUGAUUUGUUAUUUCCGGGACAAGAAUGGCCAGUCCAUUAUUGAUGCCUUACUGGCGUCGGGAUUCAACGUAUUGCUCAUGGUGGACGAGACGAGCGGCAGCGACGAAACCACCAAGGUCAAAGUCAUGGGAACAUCGGGUCAAGACCCCACCUCCCCUUACCUUAUCCAAGUCGCUGAUCGUCAACUCUUUCUCCCCCUCAUGCACGUGGUGGACGGGGUGGCCUCGUCAGCGGACGACGAACAACACUUGAAUGUCGAACUCAGCCGCCAAUGUCAACAAACGCAAGUCUUUGGCACGUCCUUUGAGUCCUUCGAGUCACGAUACGGGAAAAGGCGGCGGGCGGCCUCCGAUUGGGAACCCAACACGGACAAUCUGCUCAUGUCAGAAAAGCGUUUUCAAGGCUUUGAGGAGGCGGUGCAAAUGAGUCAAAUGAGUGACAUGUACUUUGACUUUUUGGAGGGUCAAAAAGCCAAUCCCCAACAUAUUGACAACCUUUUGGCGGGCAUCGAAGGUUCCAUGCCAGGGGCCGUCGAAGGCGCCAUGCCCGGGGUCAUGGAUAUUAUCCGCGAUAUUCUCCAAGAGCUCAACCACCAAGAGCCUGUCUCUUCGUAA